Didymodactylos carnosus is the source of this 504-nucleotide messenger RNA. The record is from the annotation of a GenBank genome assembly. Lineage: Eukaryota; Metazoa; Rotifera; Eurotatoria; Philodinida; Philodinidae.
AUGUGUAGUGAUAUACUUGGAAUAUUUAUUAAUCCCGAAGCACAUCGAGCAUUAAUUGAUGUACUUAUUGCUCGCAUUAAAAAAUAUGGAGAUAAAGUUAAUGCCAUUGCUGCUUGUGAAGCAAGAGGUUUCAUCUUUGGUCCUCAGAUAGCGCUUGAAUUAAAACUACCAUUUAUUCCUGUACGAAAGCAUGGAAAAUUGCCGGGACCAGUAUGUGUCACCGAAUAUGAACUUGAAUAUGGUAAUGAUACGGUGGAAAUACAAAAGAAUGUUCUUAAACCUGGUAACAAAGUUAUUUUAUUAGAUGAUUUGUUAGCAACCGGAGGAACAUUAAGCGCAGCUAAACGUUUAAUUGAGCAAAUCGGUUGUGAAGUACUCGAAAUAUUUGUAGUUAUUGAAUUACUCGGUCUUAAAGGACGUGAACGAUUAAAUGGAAAUGUUUCAUCACUUAUGCACUUUAGCGAACAAGAUCUUGAAGAACUAGCAAAAAAUAUUACUAGCUAA